GUGCAGCUUCCGGCCAGGAGGAUGGAGUGGCUCCUGGUUCUGUUGCUUCUGCUGCAAUGCCCGGGUGUCCCUGGGCAGCGCUCAGGGCUGAAUGACUUCCAAGUGCUCCGGGGUACAGAACUUCAGCACCUGCUACACUCAAGGGACCCUGGAGCUUGGCAGGAGAAUGUGCGAGACGCUGAGGAGUGUGCCAGGCGCUGUGUGUCUCUUCUCGACUGCCGAGCCUUCCACUACAAUGUAAGUAGCCAUGGUUGCCAACUACUGCCGCGGACCCAGUACUCACCUAACACAAGACUACAGCGUUCAGAGGGCUGUGAUCUCUUCCAGAAGAAAGACUAUGUACGGACCUGCAUCAUGGACAGUGGGGCCAGGUAUCGGGGCACUGUGGCCACCACCAAGAAUGGUCUGCCCUGCCAACACUGGAGCCACAAAUUCCCCGUUGACCACAAGUAUAUUCCUAACCUCCGGAAUGGCCUGGAGGAGAACUAUUGCCGCAAUCCUGAAGGGGAUGCGGGAGGUCCCUGGUGCUACACCACAGACCCCAGAGUGCGCUUCCAGAGCUGUGGGAUCCAGUCCUGCCGGGAGGCCGCUUGUGUUUGGUGCAACGGCGAGGAUUACCGUGGUUCGGUGGACCGCACCGAGUCAGGGCGUGAAUGUCAGCGCUGGGACCUUCAGCACCCGCACCCUCACCCCUUCGAGCCCAGCAAGUUCUUAGACAAAAGUCUGGACGAUAACUACUGCCGGAAUCCGGACGGCUCUGAGAGGCCCUGGUGCUACACCACCGACCCGCUGGUCGAGCGAGAGUUCUGCGACCUCCCCAGCUGCGGGUCCGAGGCACAACCGCACCAGGAGGCCACCACGCUCAAAUGCUUCCGCGGAAAGGGCGAGGGCUACCGGGGCUCCGCCAACACCACGGCGGCCGGUGUGCCCUGCCAGCGCUGGGACGCGCAGAGUCCGCAUCAGCACCGCUUUGCGCCCGAGAAAUACGCGUGCAAGGACCUUCGGGAGAACUUCUGCAGGAACCCCGACGGCUCCGAGGCGCCCUGGUGCUUCACGUCGCGGCCGGGCAUGCGCAUGGCCUUCUGCUACCAGAUCCCGCGCUGCGCGGACGACGUGCGCCCCGAGGAGUGCUACCGAGGCGCGGGCGAGCAGUACCGCGGUUCAGUUAACAAGACCCGGAAGGGCGUCCCUUGCCAGCGCUGGGCGGCGGAGACCCCGCACAAGCCGCAGUUCACGCCCACCCUGACUCCGCACGCCAAACUGAAGGAGAACUAUUGCCGAAAUCCAGACGGGGACCGCCACGGGCCCUGGUGCUACACCACCGAUCCCCAGACCCUAUUUGAUUACUGUGCCCUGCAGCGCUGCGAGGACGACCGGCCGCCAUCCAUCUUGGAUCCCCCAGGUCAGGUGCAGCUUGAGGAGUGUGGCCUGCGGGUGGACCGACAGCCCCAGAUGCGCUUGAACUUUCGAGUGGUAGGGGGCCAGCCUGGGAACUCGCCCUGGACAGUCAGCCUGCGCAACCGGCAGGGACAACAUUUCUGCGGAGGAUCGCUUGUCAAAGAGCAGUGGGUGGUGACAGCCCGCCAGUGCUUCUCUUCCUGCCAUGUGUCUCUCCUGGGCUAUGAAGUGUGGCUGGGCACCAUGUUCCAGAGCCCACAGCCUGGGGAGCCUGAUCUGCAGCGGGUCCCAGUGGCCAGGAUGGUGUGUGGACCCUCAGACUCCCACCUUGUCCUGCUCAAGCUUGAGAGACCUGUGACCCUGAACCAGCGUGUGGCCCUGAUCUGCCUGCCCCCUGAGCUGUACGUGGUGCCUCCAGGGACCAAGUGUGAGAUCGCAGGCUGGGGCGAAACCAAAGGCACAGGUGACGCCACGGUACUGAAUGUGGCUGUGUUGAGGGUCAUCUCUAACCAGGACUGUAAUGUCAAGCACCGAGGACGCGUACAGGAGAGUGAGAUGUGUACUGAUGGCCCGAAGGUCCCUGUUGGGGCCUGUGAGGGGGAUUACGGGGGCCCACUUGCCUGCUUUACCCACAACUGUUGGGUCCUGGAGGGAAUUAUAAUCCCCAACCGAGUGUGUGCCCGGGCCCGCUGGCCUGCCAUCUUCACACGUGUCUCCAUGUUUGUGGACUGGAUUCACAAGGUCAUACAAUUGGGCUAG
Elephantulus edwardii (Cape elephant shrew) is the source of this 2157-nucleotide messenger RNA. It is a transcript of the gene MST1, whose product is annotated as macrophage stimulating 1 (hepatocyte growth factor-like). The transcript has 18 exons. Gene Ontology annotation, molecular function: serine-type endopeptidase activity; receptor tyrosine kinase binding. The coding region runs from base 22 to 2157 and encodes 711 amino acids. The record is from RefSeq and is a predicted model, not a curated record. Lineage: Eukaryota; Metazoa; Chordata; Mammalia; Macroscelidea; Macroscelididae. Gene Ontology annotation, biological process: proteolysis; regulation of receptor signaling pathway via JAK-STAT.